Messenger RNA from Homarus americanus (American lobster), 1757 nucleotides. It is a transcript of the gene Mettl4, whose product is annotated as N(6)-adenine-specific methyltransferase METTL4-like. The transcript has 8 exons. NCBI's taxonomy places the organism in Eukaryota, Metazoa, Arthropoda, Malacostraca, Decapoda, Nephropidae. The record is from RefSeq and is a predicted model, not a curated record. Gene Ontology annotation, cellular component: nucleus; RNA N6-methyladenosine methyltransferase complex. Gene Ontology annotation, molecular function: methyltransferase activity; nucleic acid binding. The coding region runs from base 479 to 1642 and encodes 387 amino acids.
UUAUCCCUGUAAAGGUUUAUCAUCCACUGGCAGAUCAGAUUCAAUAAAUUCAGUGAAUAUUUGGUCUCUGUGAUAAAAUUAAAAUAACAAUUAAUGUUUAGGGAAGGAGAAUAUACUGAAGUAAGUCUGCCAUCAUUGCUACAGGUAUUACAGGGAGAAUUUUGAUGUGGCAAGCAUAAAUACAGAGGAAGACCACAGUGCUUUAUAUAAAUGGUCAAUUUGUAGUUUCGGUCAACCACGGCAAAUAUCUUAAAUAUACCGGGGGGAUCCAGGGAGCAGAGCCUCCCGGUUAGGAGGCUAGGUUAGGUAAUUUUAGGUCAUUUGCGAGGGAAACUGUCGUAAAAGAAAAUUGUCUAAACCAUAGGAAAAACACAUUGCUGAACUUGAGAUUCGUGGUUGGUCGAAACUGCAAAUUGACCAUAUAAACUUAUGAAAGGUAUAAGAGUAUCUGCAGGAAGUGACAGAUUAACUAUGAAGAAUGUCUGUAAACCUUGCCACUGAGAAGAGCGCCAUCUUAGACCACGAGUCCUGGAUAUUGCAACUAAUAAACACCUACAAGUUAAACCUCCAUGAGGAUAAAUCAGUGAAAUGUAAACGAUGGAAUUUUCAAGAUUUGUUUGAUCUGCGAACACCGUACAUGAUGGAUGGACAAGCUGAGAAAGUAGCCAAUCAACUUGAAAGAAAAAAUGAAGUUAUUUCAGAACCAAAGAGAAAAAAGAGAAAGAAAGAACACUUGACUCAGAAAGCAGAAGAAGUAGAGUGUGAGGUGAGGCACAUCCAGGAAGUGUUCACCUCUCUACGGUUAAUGCCAGAAUUCAAGCUCAAGUUCCAGUUUAUCCCAAAUAUUGAGGAUUUUAGAAGCAAUAAUUGUCUUGUAAGGGAUUUAAGGAAAAGGUUUACUGAAGCGUCCAACACUACACUGCCUCAGCUUGAUGAAUAUUACGAUGGCCCGCACUUUGAUACCAGAGUUGUCAACGGCAGUAAAUACGUGCUACCUCCAGAUGUCCGAUAUGUGUGUGAUGAUGUGUCUAACCUUGCAUCACAUACAUUAGGAGCCAAAUUUGACUUGAUUGUUAUGGAUCCUCCGUGGCAAAACAAAUACGUGCGGAGACGAACCCAUAGCCACGGAAGUCAUCACGGGUAUGACAUGAUGACUGUAGCGGACAUCCUACACCUUCCAGUGGCUGAUUUACUUAGUGAUGGAGGCCUCCUGGUUAUCUGGUGCACUAACAAUAAUUCAAUUGUACAAGAAUUCCUGCAAGGACUCCAUGCCUGGGGUGUGGAACUUGUUGCAACUUGGUAUUGGCUCAAGGUAACAAAAGCUGGAGACCCUGUCACACCACUGGAAGGAGUAUCUCACAGCAAACAACCAUAUGAACGAGUCUUUCUGGCUAGAAAGUGUAAGCAAGAGAUUGUCCUAAAAAAUAUCCCAGAUUGUUUGGUGUUCUGCAGUGUUCCAAGUGGAAUACAUUCACACAAACCUCCUCUACAUGGUCUUGUGUCAGAGUUUAUCACACCUCAGCCACGUUGUUUGGAACUGUUUGCUCGGAGUCUAACACCCGGGUGGAUGUGUUAUGGCCUGGAAGUUUUGCGAUUACAACAUUCUUUACUCUUUGAAGAAUCAGUGGCUGGAACACAUUGAUUUUUUUUGUGACUGAUGCAUAGAACAGCUAUUUUUGGGUCACCAUCAUCUUCCACUGAGCACUACUAACUGGUGGCACACAUUGUAAGAAACAGUGAGUAAAUAAUAUGAAGUA